Messenger RNA from Clupea harengus (Atlantic herring), 686 nucleotides. RefSeq names its product perforin-1-like. Bases 251 to 661 code for a protein of 136 amino acids. The transcript has a single exon. The record is from RefSeq and is a predicted model, not a curated record. NCBI's taxonomy places the organism in Eukaryota, Metazoa, Chordata, Actinopteri, Clupeiformes, Clupeidae.
AUUUUGCCCUUAUUAAUGUAAUUAAUUAAUGUACAUGUAUUUAAUUAAUGUGUGUUGGAUUUGGAACCACUCCUUCAUGAAGGUUUUAUUAGAUCACUUUUCUGAUCUUUGCUUUGAAUGACCAACACAAAAUACAUUUGAGUCAGUGGGAACAUUGAAGAAAGAUGAUUUAGUUUGGUGUGUUGUAUGUGCAUUUGUUCUCUCUGUUAGUUUCUUCCAUGCGCUUGAGCCCUUGUCUGUCCUGAGAGUCAUGGCAACCUGCUGUACCUCCCUUCCCCUGGGCCUCCUUGUCCUGUCCCUGCUGUGUGUGGCUACUGCUGACGUCCGUGUGAGGGGCCUCCGUGGCUACGGCCUGAACGGCGAUGCCAAGAGCGAUCCUGACCCCUACGUCAAAGUGUUCUGUGGCUAUGCUUUUGGCGGCCAGACAGAGUCCAUAGAUGAGAAUCCCAACCCCACCUGGCACGCAGCGUUCAGCUUCCCAGACGGAAGACCUGGAGAUGUCCUCAAACUGGAGGUGUGGGAAAGGGACAAGAUGUAUGACGACCAUCUGGGGACCUGCACUACUACUGUACAAUCUGGCAGCCACAAGAUCUCUUGCUCACUAGCGAGAGGCAGGAUAGAGUUCCACUACGAGCUGUUUUCCUGUCUAGAUUCUGUCUAGAAGAGCUGUGGUUCACUAUAGAGCA